AUGGAUUUCUGGCUGAUGGUCCUAUGUGCCCUCCUGGCAGCCGUCCUAGGGGGGCUCUACCUGGUGGGAGCAUUCCGCAAGCGGGGAGCCAACGAGCCCCCCGUGGAUAAAGGCCUCAUUCCCUGGCUAGGGCAUGGUUUGAACUUCAGGAACGACACUCUCAGUUUCCUGCAGCAGAUGCAAAAGAAACACGGCGACGUUUUCACUGUAUUGAUUGCUGGACACUUCUAUACCUUUCUGAUAGACCCGCUGUCAUUUGAAGCCGUGGUGAAAGAAGGAAGAGCCAAGCUGGAUUUUUACCCCAUUGGCUAUGAACUUGUUGGUAAUGUGUUUGCCUUCCGGCCUUCUGAAAAGAUGCAUAAGGUAAUAGAGACAUCUAGUGUCAAGCACCUUUCAGGAGACGGGUUGGAGGUGAUGACAAAAGCCAUGAUGGACAGCUUGCAGAAGGUGAUGCUUCACAAACUGGGCUCUGAAGAAAGCCCGAAGCCCUGGAAACAAGAUGGAUUCUUCCACUUCUGCUAUAAUAAGGUCUUCAGGGCUGGAUAUUUCGCUUUGUAUGGAAACAAGCCCGGUAAAGGCAAGAAGGAGAAAGAAAGUGCCUUGAAGCAGGACCUCAAGGAGUCUGAAGAAAUAUUUAAGCAAUUCCGAAAGUACGACCAGCUUUUCCCCCGCUUUUCCUAUUCGAUGUUGACUUUUGGAGAAAAGAAAGAAGUUGAGAGUCUCUGGAGCUACUUCUGGAACAUCCUCUCAGUGAAGAAUGUCUACCAGAAAGACAACAUCAGUGGCUGGAUCCAUGACCAGCAGCAGCAGCUUGCUGAGACUGGCAUGCCCGAACACAUGCGGGAUCGGUUUAUGUUUUUGCUUCUCUGGGCUGCUCAAAGCAACACGGGUCCGGCUUCCUUCUGGCUCCUUGCACACCUUCUAAAGAAUCCCCAGGCCAUGGAGGAGGUGAGGAAAGAAGUGACCGCAGUGGUGAGAGAUUCUGGCCAGGAGCUAAAGCCGGGCAACGCAGUGCUGAAUGUGACCCGGGAGAUGUUAAGCCAGACCCCAGUCUUGGACAGUGCUGUGAAGGAGACACUAAGGAUGGCAGCGGCUCCUAUGCUGAUCCGAGCUGUGCUGGAAGACAUGCAGCUCAAGAUGAAUGAUGGGAGGGCGUACGCUUUGCGCAAAGGGGACAGGGUCGCCAUUUUCCCCUAUUUGACCCACAUGGACCCAGAAAUCCACCCUGAGCCCCUUGUUUUCAAGCAUGACCGCUUCCUGACCACGGAUGGCAAAAAAAAGAAAUUCUAUAAAAAUGGGGAAAAGGUGAAAUAUGCCACCAUGCCAUGGGGGGCAGGGGUCUCUGUUUGCCGGGGGCGUUUCUUUGCAAUCAAUGAGAUCAAGCUCUUUGCCUUCCUCAUGGUCACUUGUUUUGAGAUGGAGCUGGUGAACCCAGAAGUCAAAAUUCCUCCAAUAGACAAAAGGCGUUUUGGGUUUGGCGUCAUGCAGCCCUCACAUGAUAUCCAGUUCAGGUACCGGUUGCGCUACUGAGUGACACAGAACAGAAGCCAGGAGUCAGAGGCCUGUCUGGUUUUAGACCCAAAUAUCUUUGUAGGGACGUAACAUUUAAACAUCAAUUGUGUGUUUUUGUAGGCAGAAUAAAGCAUUUGUUUAGGCAGAAGAAAGUAAUGUUUCCUAAUACUGUAAGAUUGCAAAGGGAUCUUGUAGCAUUUUAGAGACUCACUGAGAAAACAAUAUUGGUAACAUAAGUUCGUAGACUAAGAAACCACCUAUGCUGUAGAAAAAUAGCACAUUAAUUGCAGGUGUGUCAAUGUUGUGGUAUCAUGGGAGUUAUAGUUUUUGAGUUAUUUACCUUUUUCUAUCAAAGCGGUGUGGUACCACAACAAACUACACAUCCCUAGAGUCCCUAGGAUGGAGCUUUGGUAGUGUAAAACUACAUUAAUUCAACAUUGUAGAUCCACCACUAAUUUCAUAUAUUCUCCUUGGUUUAUUUCUUUCUUUUUUUUUGGACAAGUUUUCUGCUUAUUGCAUAGGGCAAAAUGAGUGAUUAAUGGCAAACAAGAGUUACACAAAGACCCUAGAAAAAUAUCAUACUAGUAUGUAGCAAAAUGUGAAAAUUGUUCUGGUCCUGGUUGGAGUUGUCGUUUCCUGUUUAAUUGUGUGGUACUUACUUACUUCAAUGUGCCAUUUUUAACCUUUUGUGCAGACCACAAAACAACGUUUUUUCAGUUUAAUAAACUUUUCCCAUGUAUUUAUGACAGAACCAAUUAGGAAAUGGCAUUUAUCACCCAGGAACUCAUGUGACAUAGUGUUAUUACUUAGCAGGGAUUUUAAAUGUCAAGGUUCAACUGUUAAUUCAAUUUUUCAUAGAUCUCCCUGCAACCAGCUCAGAGUAUAGUUGCCUUAUUUGAAAGCGCGCGGGGGGGGGGGGGGGGCACCAGGCCGGGUGGCCUUUUCUGAAAGCAAAACCUGACCUUUUAUACAUUUGGAGCAGUAGAAAUGUAUACAGAAGCUUCUACUACUGACUUGGAUGUUUGAGUUUGUUCCCAAGGUGCUAAAAGUGUAGGAUGCAUCUGUUUAGGGUUUCCGUCCUGCCUACAUUAUUCCAUUUCACUGCUGCUUGUAUUUGGAUUUCUUUUAUUUCUACUAAGAGUCAGUCUUCCUUUUGUGUCAGUUGAGCAUUACUAGAACACAAUUGGCUCCAUUGGAGCCCACUCCUUUGUAAAAUCUUGCAGUUUCCUCAUGCUUGAUAUACCAUUGUUUAGUGUAUAGCUAAAGGAAGCCAAAAAGCCAUACUCACUCGGAACAUCAGAAAUAGAGCUGAUAACUGGCAGGACUUCCAGUUGCUCAACUGAUGGUACAUUUUAAUCAGGGAAAACAACCACCUUCAUUCUCUUGUCUUUGUCAAUGCACUCCAAGGGUUGUGUGCUUUCCUCCGUAUCAGUCCUGAAGUUGAUAACUCUGUCUACACUUAUUGAUGCCGAACCAGGGCCAAGGUUGUUUCAAGAAAAAAUCUGAGAGGAAUGACAUGACCUAUAAAUUAUAAAUGGAUAAACAGAUUUCUAGCAAUAUCACUUGGCAGCUGCAUAGAUUGCAAUGGCUUUGUGCAGCACGUGCAAAGCUUGAAAGUUUUGCCUGCUGCAGAAAGUAAAUGCAUUCCGCCUGCUGGACAGAUGGAGAGCUGUACGGAAACUACACUGUGGAAUUAGUAGUAGCAGCGGGCAUUCCACUUUUAAGUCUAUUGAGACACAAAGCAGCUCACAACAUUAAAAAUCAGUGCAAUUUAAACAUGCAAAUAUAGUGUUUAUAUGCUUUGUUCUUUGUAUCACAUUUAGCACUGUUUGCUGCUGUGAGUCAUUUUGUGGAGAGACAAAGCAGUGCAGAACAUCAGCAGCAGCAACAAUGAAAUGGAAUUAAACAAACCAUUCAAUUAAAAUUUCCCAAAACACUUAUAAACUCUUUAAACAAUCAAAUACUCUACAAUACACUAAGUUAAUGCAGUUUUACACCCCUUCAACCGCCCUGUUGUUGAGUCACAGCACACACACCCCCACCCCAAAGAUUUAUAGAACAUCAAGAGACUCCAAAAAAGAUAUAUGAUUUUUUCUUUAUUCUUGAGAUUGUUUCCAUGACUCCAGAGAAGCAAAAGGUCUAAGCACUAGAGGCUCUGAAACGGGACUAGCAUCAGCUGUACCCCACCAACUCUGUCAAACCUUACCUUUCUGUCAAUAGAUAAACGUGAUAUUUUAUGUGUAACUUGUAUCUUUUAUGUACUGUGUCAAUUCCUAAAGGUAUAAAUGUAUCAAAUGAAAUGUAUCAAAAUGUACCUAGUAGGUAGCUAAUUUCUCAUGCCCUCAGUUUGCAUAAUCCCUUGGAAAAGGAAAUUUCAGCCAGGGUUCCUCCAACUACAGUAGAGUUCCGGUUAUCCGUCUUCUGCUUAUCCGACAGUCUGUAUUAUUUGAGGCACCACCCCCUUCGCCGCAGCACUCAUGGCUGCCUCUACCUGGAGGGAGCUCGAGAGAAAGAGGAGGACUUUUCUCUCCCUCUUCCUUGAGCAAAGGAGGAGGUGGUGGAGGAGGUGGAGGCAGACGCAGCGGCAGCCAUGGAAGGCAAGCAACCUGUCCCGGGUUUCCCUCGGCCAGGCACUUGCUGGAGGAAAGAAUUUCCUCCCUCCAGCAAGGGCCUGUCCCUCCAAGAAAAUGGGAGUGCGCCCUGCAUUUUCCUUGGCCAGUCAGAUAACCGGAACUCUACUGUAUUUCCCAAGCCAGAUCAAAAUCAAUACCUUUGUGUAUGUAUGCAGACAGAUCUCUUUGUUACCAGAAUAAGCUCAGGAUGUUUGUUCAUUCAGCUUGAGGCUGGGAGUCUUCCGCUCUCAUGGAAGAGGGGGCUCAGCAAAAAAUGAAUACAUUAACUCGCUAUAGGGGCAGCAAAGCCUUUGAUUGUUUGGAAUCACCACCUUUGUUUUUUGGGAGUGGGAAGUCUGAAUUACUGUCAGAACUGUAUAAAAUGUCAUGUAUUACUCCAUGAGUUUAUACUUGUACCUUUUGAAUUGCAUUUUACACCCCUUUGGGUCCCACCCAUGGGCGAUAAGUGAGAUAAUAAAUAAAUACAUACAUAAUAUUGCUUGUACUUGCAUCCUUUAUGGCCAAAUUGUAAUAAACCUCUGUGUCUUACCUUCAACCCAGAGAGCUUGUUCUCUGUCUUGGCUGACCUGGUUUCGCAGAUGCUCGCCGGGCAAAGACCUCUCUAACUGCAGUCCUGAAAUCACAACUACUGUGGAAUCAUUGGAGUUGUAGUUUUACAAAGUCUUUUGCUUUCUCUGCCAAAGAGUGCUAAGUAGAUCUCUUAAAGAAGCACCCACUUUAGGGGAGACAUUACAGAUUGCUUUACCUGAAACCUUCCCUGUGACAGUAUGAUAAAGGAUGUCUAGCUAU
Anolis carolinensis (green anole) is the source of this 4934-nucleotide messenger RNA. RefSeq names its product 5-beta-cholestane-3-alpha,7-alpha-diol 12-alpha-hydroxylase-like. The coding region runs from base 1 to 1530 and encodes 509 amino acids. The transcript has a single exon. Gene Ontology annotation, molecular function: iron ion binding; heme binding; sterol 12-alpha-hydroxylase activity. The record is from RefSeq and is a predicted model, not a curated record. Lineage: Eukaryota; Metazoa; Chordata; Lepidosauria; Squamata; Anolidae.